CCUGUGGAGGUGGAGCCACCGCGCCGCUGCCGCCGCCGCUGCCGGCUUGAUUUGUGUGAAAGGGCCUAGGCCCAGGCCUGCUGUGCUGCGCUUCUCGAGUGCCUGAGCUCGCGUCCUCCUAUUGCCUCUGCCCCAGUUUCGCCCACAUCCCGUCCCAAACGGGCUGGGCCGGGUGAAGACCUGCCGGAGCCAUGGAGGACGAGGUGGUCCGCAUUGCCAAGAAGAUGGACAAGAUGGUGCAGAAGAAGAACGCGGCUGGAGCAUUGGAUUUGCUGAAGGAGCUUAAGAAUAUUCCCAUGACUCUGGAAUUAUUACAGUCUACAAGAAUCGGAAUGUCAGUAAAUGCUAUUCGCAAGCAGAGUACAGAUGAAGAAGUUACAUCUUUAGCAAAGUCUCUCAUCAAAUCCUGGAAAAAGUUAUUAGAUGGACCAUCAACUGAUAAAGAUCCUGAAGAAAAAAAAAAAGAUACUGCAAUUACAUCACAGAAUAGCCCUGAAGCAAGAGAAGAAAGUAGCUCCAGUGGCAACGUAAGCAGCAGAAAGGAUGAGACAAAUGCCCGAGAUACUUAUGUGUCAUCUUUUCCUCGGGCACCAAGCACAUCUGAUUCUGUACGGUUAAAGUGUAGGGAGAUGCUUGCUGCUGCUCUUCGAACAGGAGAUGACUACAUCGCCAUUGGAGCUGACGAGGAAGAAUUAGGAUCUCAGAUUGAGGAAGCUAUAUAUCAAGAAAUAAGGAAUACAGACAUGAAAUACAAAAAUAGAGUACGAAGUAGAAUAUCAAAUCUUAAGGAUGCAAAGAAUCCAAAUUUAAGGAAAAAUGUACUGUGUGGGAAUAUUCCUCCUGACUUAUUUGCUAGAAUGACAGCAGAGGAAAUGGCUAGUGAUGAGCUCAAAGAGAUGCGGAAAAACUUGACCAAAGAAGCCAUUAGAGAGCAUCAGAUGGCCAAGACGGGUGGAACCCAGACUGACUUAUUCACAUGUGGCAAAUGUAAAAAGAAGAACUGUACUUACACACAGGUUCAAACUCGUAGUGCUGAUGAACCAAUGACAACAUUUGUUGUCUGUAAUGAAUGUGGAAAUCGAUGGAAGUUCUGUUGAGUUGGAAGAAUUGGCAAAAUAUCUGGACCAUUGAGAAAAUGGAUUUUGUAAUUAGCUUUAAAACUAGGCCAAGGAACUAGUUUUUCUGCAAGUCAGAUUUUUUAAAGUGACAUACAUCCUUGGAUUAGUCUUUGUUUUUUUGACAUAGCAUCCUUCCUUAAAUGCCUUCCGUAGUUUCAGAUCUGUAGGAGACUACAUAAUAAUUGUAUCUGUUUGAAACAUUUUUUUCAUUUUUAUAGGUAAUUGAUAUUAAACUUUUAUCAAUUAAACUUUUGGCAAUUUAUUUUUACUUUUUUUUUCUUAAAGAAAAAUGUACGUUAACUUUUUUACAGUCUGAAACAUACACAGUAGAAAUGUUUAUUAUUCUUCUCACUUAACACCUAAAUGAAAAUUACGUUUUUCCCAUACUGGCAUGUACAUGCAAUUAAUGGAGGAGAGAGAUAAUAUAAUUAAAGUUUAUCAGAUGAGGUGUGUAUUCAAAUACUACUUGACCAGCGUAUCUAAAUUGUACAUAAUAUUUGAACUAGUGUAUGAAAUUGGGUUUGAUUAUUAUAUUCACAAGUCUGGAAUAAUUAGAUACUAUUUUGCAUUUGUAACUAACCGUGACCAUCAUUUAUUGUGAUUUCUUGUACAUGUUUAUUACUUGUUCUUAAUAGACUUUACUUUUGGAAACAUGAUUUGAGUUGAUUGAAAUCAGUUUUGUUUUGUUUUUUAUUUACCCGUUUGACUUUAUAGUGU
Molecule: messenger RNA, 1835 nt
Organism: Rhinolophus ferrumequinum (greater horseshoe bat)
Lineage: Eukaryota; Metazoa; Chordata; Mammalia; Chiroptera; Rhinolophidae
Gene: TCEA1
Product: transcription elongation factor A1
Exons: 10
Coding region: 192-1097 (301 amino acids)
Biological process (GO): positive regulation of transcription by RNA polymerase II; transcription elongation by RNA polymerase II; DNA-templated transcription
Cellular component (GO): nucleus
Molecular function (GO): zinc ion binding; nucleic acid binding
Source: RefSeq, a predicted model, not a curated record